UAUCAAGUCCCAGAUCCUUCCCAGGGAUCUGGGGUUGGCAGAGGUGGUUGUUUGAUGGCGUUAGAAAUAAUGUGGCAGGAUGUAAGCUGUUCUUGACUAAUGCUGCCUUUCGCAAUUGACCGAUUGGGGAUUUUGUCAUUGCCGGUGAUGAUAUUAUGCUUUGUCACAUGAUGUUCAGACUGGUCUUGGCAUUUUGGUCCACCUACCAAGUCCUUCUCAAGGACCUGACAUGUGUGGAAUUUUAAUAGUGUUAAAGGUAGCAUCACUGGAUGUAAACUGUUUUGAAUAAAGCUGCCUUUCGCAAUUGACCGGUGGAGAUUUGUAUUAUUCGGUUUUUAUCAAAUUCCCCCCUUCUCCGUUACAGUGGAUGAAGAGGACGAAUACGAGUGCAUGAGCGUCCUGAAUUCUCACACACAGGAUGUGAAGCAUGUUGUCUGGCAUCCUAACCAAGAGCUGCUGGCAUCUGCCAGUUACGAUGACACAGUCAAGCUGUAUCGGGAGGAGGAAGAUGACUGGGUGUGCUUCAGCACCUUGGAAGGCCAUGAGUCCACAGUGUGGAGCUUGGCCUUUGACCAGAGUGGAGAAAGGCUGGCUUCCUGUAGUGAUGACAAAACCGUGCGCAUUUGGCGCCAGUUUAAGCCAGGCAAUGAGCAAGGCGUGGCCUGUAAUGGCACCGAUCCCAUUUGGAAGUGUGUUUGCACCCUCUCUGGUUUCCACACGCGGACCAUCUACGACGUGGCAUGGUGCCACCUGACAGGUGCCUUAGCCACCGCCUGCGGAGACGACGCCAUCCGGGUGUUUGAAGAAGACCCCCUCUCGGAUGCUCAUCAGCCCACCUUCUCCUUGACUGCCCACGUGGCCCGAGCGCAUUCUCAGGAUGUGAACUGCGUUGCCUGGAGCCCCAAGGAGCCGGGCUUGUUGGCUUCAUGCAGCGACGAUGGAGAAAUGGCCUUCUGGAAGUAUCAGCGUCCAGAGUCUUGCUGAAUAUCUUGUUCACCUCCAGGGUUGGGUAUUCAGGAGCACUAGAUUUCCCCCAGAAAAAGCAACUAAACAUCCUACCAAUUGCUUGAACGUGUGGUCGUUAUUUCCAUCCUUUCUGGAGAACUGCACUUCCCUAGGUGAGAACUUAACUCUUUAAAAGGAAAACACUGGAUUUAACUAAGAGGAGAUCCGAUUUGUUUUCUUUGGUAUGGAUCCAGCCAAGGUAAGACUGCACUGAAGGUGGAUUUGCAAGUUAUGUCCGAAGGGAACCUGGGAAAGCUUUCUUAUCCCUUCUACUCCGGCUCCAGUAAGUGAAAUCAUAGGCGUGAAAUGUUGGUUUCUAUUUAAAACCAGCCAAAGGGAAAGAGCCAUCUGGACAUCUAUAACAUGAAUAAAAUAGAACAUCUGC
Thamnophis sirtalis is the source of this 1390-nucleotide messenger RNA. The record is from RefSeq and is a predicted model, not a curated record. Lineage: Eukaryota; Metazoa; Chordata; Lepidosauria; Squamata; Natricidae.